UUUACAUCUUAUUCCAGAUGGCAGUGAUGCUGAGCGCUCUGAUCCUGCUGCUGAACCUCGGAGGAGCUGUGGCAGCUCUCAAGAUCUGCUCCUUCAACAUAAAGUCAUUCGGAGAGAGCAAAAUCUCCAAACCAGAUGUGCUGGACAUUAUAGUGGAGAGCAUCAGUCGCUGUGACCUCAUGCUUGUCCUGGAGAUCAAAGAUGCAAAAGGAAAAGCGUUUAAUCAACUCAUGACUCACCUGAACAGCAGGUCCAGGACACGAGCAAAUGAAUUUAGCUCGGUCAUUAGUGAAAGACUCGGGAGAAAGUCAUACAAAGAGCAAUAUGCCUUCAUUUACAGGCAGAAGAUGUUGUCUGUGAAAUCCGUCUAUCAGUAUCCAGACGCUCAAACCGGAGAUGAAGACGCUUUUGCUCGAGAACCGUUCGUCGUGUGGUUUUCAUCUCCAAAAACGGAAGUCACGGACUUCGUCAUCAUUCCCAUUCACACGGCUCCUGAAGCGGCUGUGAGAGAAAUCGAUGAACUCUUCGACGUUUAUCAGAAUGUUUCUCAGCUGUGGCCUUCAGACAACUUCAUCAUCAUGGGGGAUUUCAACGCUGCCUGCGGUUACGUUCCAAAGAGACAGUGGGUGAACAUCCGUCUGCGCUCUGAAACUGAGUUUGUGUGGCUGACGGGCGACCAGCUGGACACGUCGGUGAAGACAUCUACCAAAUGUGCUUAUGACAGGGUCGUCCUCCGUGGAGAGAAGAUGACUGAGGCUGUGAAUCCUGAAUCAGUGGAGGUGUUCAACUUUAAAGAGGAAUUUGGCCUCACUGAACAGGAGGCUCUGGCAGUGAGUGAUCAUUUCCCGCUCUGCAUCACAGUAAAUCAAGCACAGAGGAAAUGAUAAUAAUCUUCUCCAUUUACACUUUUACUGCUCGCCUGCUUCAUUAGUCCUACAGCUGAGAAUGAGUAACAGCUUAUAGGAAAAUGAACGAGUUCUAACAUAAUCUUUGAUGCAGAAAUCAAGUGUUCAGUGCUUUACUUGUUAAUUAUGAGCCAGCGGUCUGUAGUGUUGAUUUACCAGUUUCUGUGAGACAGUAAGAGUUAGUUUGCAAGACAUUGCCUGUGUAAUCCAUCUACAUUUCUCCAUUAAUUAACUCUGUACAUCACAACACAUGUAUAAGUGCUUCAUAUUGACAUUUGCAUCUAUGCUUUUCUGUUUUCAUUUUAAUAAACGAUUUACUCAAGUAAA
Carassius carassius (crucian carp) is the source of this 1232-nucleotide messenger RNA. RefSeq names its product deoxyribonuclease gamma-like. The record is from RefSeq and is a predicted model, not a curated record. Bases 18 to 884 code for a protein of 288 amino acids. NCBI's taxonomy places the organism in Eukaryota, Metazoa, Chordata, Actinopteri, Cypriniformes, Cyprinidae. The transcript is spliced from 8 exons. Gene Ontology annotation, molecular function: DNA nuclease activity. Gene Ontology annotation, cellular component: nucleus. Gene Ontology annotation, biological process: DNA catabolic process.